GAGCGGAAUUCUCGACCACUGUAGCGCUUCACGUCUCGAGCAAGUACUUAUGACCUCCUCGAAGGAAUAUCUUCCCCCUUCUGCCAAGGACGGCGUAUUCGCUGUUUCCGCGUCCUGCGUGAUAGACGCUCCUCGAGAGAAGGUUUGGCAGAUAUUGUGCGACUUCCCGAGGUACAAGGAAUGGAACCCAUUUGUUCGGGGACAGACCGUCGUAGACGCGUCCGGGAAACCACUCCCAGACCAGACGCCUCGUCCUGGGCAGAGCCUCUACAUCUACCCUGUGCAUAUUCCGCCUUGCCUUGGCGAGCCGAGCAAGUCGACGCGCGUCAGCAGCGCGUCCGAGAUAAUCACCGUCGUCGACCACGAGAACUACCGCACGGCGUGGCAGAACGUGGCCCUGCCCGCGUUUCUGCGGCCAUACCUGAUGAACGCAGACCGGUGGCAGAUGCUGACGGAGGUCGAGGGAGGGAAGACGAAGUACGAGACGAUUGAGGUGUUCGGUGGGAUCGUGGGGUACCUCAUCAAGUGGUUCGUUGGGAGUGGUUUACAGGCAGGGUUCGAGGCGAUGGCAGAGGGGCUGAAGAAACGCGCGGAGGGCGCGGAGUAGUGGUCAAGAUCAUUCGUCGCCAAGAUGAUCGCUUGUGGCUGGUAGUACAAGUACAAUUCAAUAUAUCGCUACUGGGACUUGCAGGCCUUUCGAGUUAAAGUUCGCCCGUUCAUCUUAUAUACCACUCCACUCUGUCCUGCUGUUCACCGUAAAGCGUGCCUCGAGGUCCAGCUUGUCAACCCCUGUACCGACGCGUACUGUGUACUCGCCCUUCUCAACCACCCACUUCUCGUAAAUGUCAUGCCAGUAGGACAGUGCGAGACGAUCAAGGGUCAAGGACACCUCUUUACUCUCUCCGGGCUGAAGGAAGACCUUCGAGAACGCGCGAAGCUGCA
Schizophyllum commune H4-8 is the source of this 942-nucleotide messenger RNA. RefSeq lists its product as uncharacterized. Lineage: Eukaryota; Fungi; Basidiomycota; Agaricomycetes; Agaricales; Schizophyllaceae. The coding region runs from base 50 to 607 and encodes 185 amino acids. The record is from RefSeq and is a predicted model, not a curated record. The transcript is spliced from 4 exons.